AUAGUCACCACACCAAAGUUGACAUUGCCAAACUGUUUGUGUGUGAUUGCAUGUGGUUGGGUCAAACUUAGGGUGGUUAAACUAGCAUAAAUCUUGAACAAUACAUGUCCUUAACAAAUGCACGGAUUAAUACUACUAAUAUGUUCAGUUUUUGUGACGCAAGUGGUGUGUAUAUUUUUGUGUGUGGCAACAGACUGUUUUGAACAGAAAAAACACUUUGACUGGAGUAGUUUACAAGAAUGACCCUACCAUAAUGGCUUGGGAGCUUAUGAAUGAGCCCAGGUGCCCCUCAGAUCCAUCUGGAUCCACCAUUCAGUCAUGGAUAGAGGAAAUGGCCAAAUAUUUGAAGUCAAUAGACACUAACCAUCUGGUAGAAGCUGGUUUGGAAGGAUUCUAUGGCCAAUCAUCUCCCCGCAGCAACAAUCUGAACCUCAGCCUCAACGUCGGGACGGAUUUCAUCUCUAACAAUCGGAUCUCCGCCAUUGAUUUUGCAACCACCCACGUCUAUCCAGAUCAAUGGCUGUCGAGCUCGAACGACGAAGCCCAACGGGCAUUCCUCGAUAGCUGGCUAGAUUCCCACAUCCGGGACUCACAGAUCGCGCUGAGGAAGCCGCUGCUCGUCUCGGAAUUCGGGAAAUCCCUCAAGGACGCGGCGUUCACCUCCGAUCAGAGGGACGCUCUCUACAGCGCCGUGUUCUACAAGAUAUAUUCCUCCGCCAAACGCGGCGGAGCCGCCGCCGGGGGGCUAUUCUGGCAGCUGUUUGCCGAGGGGAUGGAGAACUUCGGGGAUGGGUACGAGAUUGUGCUGAGCCGGAGGAGUCCGUCUGCGAAUCUGAUCGCUCAGCAGGCACACAAGCUUGGCCAGAUCCGGAAGAUCUUGGCCAGGAUGACGGAGACUCGGCGGCGGCGGCGGCAGAGAGGAGGAGCUUCCGGUCGCGGCAAGGGGAAGCGAAUUGGAAACUGAUCCGUAGUACUGUAGUUGUACGAUUUUGAAGUGGUAAAUUUUCCGCGAAAAUGUUUUUAGUAAUUUUCAAAAUCUACCCCAUAAGAAUGAAUAUUAGGAACUCAAAACAAGACAAAAUACGGAGUAUUAAAUUUUUAAAAUUCAUUUUAGUAAUAUAAAAAUAAAAAUUGGAUGCUUAU
This is a messenger RNA of Cuscuta campestris, 1143 nucleotides long. NCBI's taxonomy places the organism in Eukaryota, Viridiplantae, Streptophyta, Magnoliopsida, Solanales, Convolvulaceae. The record is from the annotation of a GenBank genome assembly.